AUGAAGGUCAUCUCUCUUGACGCGGACGAAUUGUUCAGUGGAUUGGUGAAGUCCUGUCUGGGUCAUAUGGUCGAUUCUCGCCACUAUCUCGUUUCCAUUCCUGAUUAUGAUAUCAGAGAUCAUGAUUAUGUCACAUACUUCGUCCAAGUUAGGGCUUUGUCUAACGAAUCGUUAAAACUAUCGCGCGGCAUUAAGUCAUGGUGUGUUUCGCGACGAUUCUCGGAGUUUUAUCGUCUACGAAGCAUGUUGGAGCGCAGACUGCCUACUUGUCUGAUUCCAUCCCUUCCUAGCAGGCAGGACGGGGCAAACAAAGGGUGGUAUAAGAUCGCGUCAAUCAUUGGGACCAGAGAUGUUUGUCACGGUUCUCUGGACACCAUCCCUGGAGCCUUGGUUGGAAGGCGUUUUGAUACUGAUUUGAUUGAUUCGCGUCGGCAGAUCCUAGAAGCCUUUUUGAAUCGUUGCCUAUUACAUCCCAGAAUAGGUCGUUCCACACUUCUGCAUUCAUUUCUUCACGACUGCGAUGAUUGGGUUGGAUAUCAACAAAGCCACGACAACGAUUUAAUGAACGGGAAGAAUGUGGAUGAAAACUGUGAAGAAAAAGUGCAGAGCCCUGAUGAGGUCGUAGCAACUCCUGUGAUUCCUGCGUGUGAAGCUAGUAACCUGCCCGAACUACUCCAGCAGAGGUCUCAGGAUCUUCUAAGUUCGGUUAAACGAUUUGUCGACUUAAGGAAACAAAUUGGCAGGAGGCGAAGUACACUUAAUCAGUUGUACAAGCAGGCAGCUGAUGCACUUCAUCGUUGGUGCCCCUUUGAAGAGCAGGAUUUACCUAUAUCCGAUUCUACUCAGGUGCACUUUGUCCCGGUAUAUUCCAAGAUAAAUUGUUUUCAUGUGACGCUGCAGACCCUGGCUCAUAUUCUCGACAGUUAUUAUGAACUACUGGCGCUGAUAGGGGAUGAAGAAAGCGAUAUCGACGACCGGCUGCAGGGUCACAUGCGCUAUACUGCCGCCCUCUUCGAGCUCUGCUCCCGUGGAGCUUCUAUCCGACAAGCUAUUGACGUCGAAAACGCUAUUCAAAAGCAAUUGCAGCACGAUGCCCUGUUACUUGAGAGUGGAAUGAGACCAGAGCUUAUCCCCAGUGUAGUAGGCCCGAUUUCCAGUGCUACCAACAGCAUUCUUAACGGACUGAAGUCGCUCUUCCUCGGUGUCGAGUCGUCAACCAAAGGGGCCGAAGGAGGCAACCCAGCGAUUGGCAAGGCUAUGGAACAGAUUACAACCAAAAUCGGUGACUCUUCUUCUCGCUUGGCAAAGUUGGAGGAAGAACACUCAGAUUUUGAGAGGUCCUUGGCCUCGGAGUAUGCCUUCUACGAGAAGCAGCAAAGUAAUGAAAUCCUAACUACCAUUCGACUGUACGUGACGAUACAGCUGCAGGUUGCAGAACGGUGUCGUCGGAUGUGGGAGCGCGCCCACUCUGCAAUUCUCAAUGCCGUGCAGAGCAAUUCUUAUCAUUUGAAAUGCAAUGCAAAUUCGUCCCAUGCAGCAUUUGUAAAGGAGAUGUAA
Molecule: messenger RNA, 1557 nt
Organism: Hydatigera taeniaeformis
Lineage: Eukaryota; Metazoa; Platyhelminthes; Cestoda; Cyclophyllidea; Taeniidae
Source: the annotation of a GenBank genome assembly